This is a messenger RNA of Protopterus annectens (West African lungfish), 923 nucleotides long. Its product is annotated as mid1-interacting protein 1-B-like. The coding region runs from base 150 to 557 and encodes 135 amino acids. Gene Ontology annotation, biological process: regulation of lipid biosynthetic process. The transcript has a single exon. The record is from RefSeq and is a predicted model, not a curated record. Gene Ontology annotation, cellular component: cytosol. NCBI's taxonomy places the organism in Eukaryota, Metazoa, Chordata, Ceratodontiformes, Protopteridae.
AGGUCAGGUCAUGGUCUGGUUGCAUGUAUAAAACCCUUGAAGGGAAAGAUAACUGCACCAUCUGUAUAGAAGGCUCCUAGGAAGCUGUGCAACAGGUCCCAUCUGUACAGAAGAUUCUGAGGUACCUUUGCUAUAGGUCUGUGCUCACCAUGCAGUCUGCAGAAAUACCUUUUCAGAAGAACUGUCUCGGGUCUGCCAUGGGCCGGUGCCUCUCUGCUAUUCAUAAUAUGGAACAGCUGGUCAUGUUGCCAAGCCUGCUUAGAGACAUCCCCAUUGAGGAAUGUGAGAGAAGUUCCACAGAUUUGAACUCCAAAGAUCUAUAUGAAUACUAUGUUGCUCUGAAAUCCAUUCGAAAUAUUGCAGUAAGUGGACUGGUAUCUGUAGAUGAAAAUAAGACAAACAACAGCGUGGAAAACAUAGUGCAGACCAACAGUUUAGAUCUUGACGUCCUGUUCCUCUUUCACCUUAAAGGGCUGCACAGUGUUCUCAACUCACUAACAAAGAAUGCCAACACACUGACAAAAAAAUACAAAGAAAUCAUUGGACUGAGACAUUAAACAGCCUGAGGUGGAAGCAAUAUCAGGACAGUAACCGUGAAAUCAUGCUUACAGGAGAACACGGCAUGAAUUUCUAGAUUUGAAAAUAGACUAUUUAUGUAAGCAUAUUUAUAAAUGAAAUUAACCUGCAAGACAUUGGUUGCUGUCAACUAAAAUGUACUCUGUAGAUUAAUCAGUUUUUUACUUCAAACCAUAUUGUGUAACUUGCUGUUAAUUUGAGCAAAUCAUCAGCUCCUCAGAAUUCAGUGGAAGUUUAAUGGUUCUGCAACUUAUGAUGAGAUAAUGCUUUCAUUUUUUUAAACUGCAUAGCAUGUUGUAACCAUGGAUAUUAAAUAAUAAAAGUUAAAUGAAUUGUUUGUAGACAAA